Molecule: messenger RNA, 801 nt
Organism: Malus domestica (apple)
Lineage: Eukaryota; Viridiplantae; Streptophyta; Magnoliopsida; Rosales; Rosaceae
Source: RefSeq, a predicted model, not a curated record
AUAUGUCAUUUCAAAAAACUUUUAAAAUAUUUUUUAAAAUUUAUUUAAUCUUUGCAGUUGCUAAUAAAUAUUUGUGUACCUUUGUUUCAUUUUCAAAUAUAACAACCAGGUACGAAGGAAUGUUUAUCAGGGUAAUUAUUGACGAUAUCACUAAACUACUCCAAAGCCCGACUCCAAUUGGAAUGGCAUUUACGGACCUUCAAGGAAUAGAUUCUACCGAGCUCGCAUUAUCUCUUAUGUCCAGCGCUAUGUCUCCCCUUUCUACGCUUCCGGGCGAGUUACCUGGCACGGGAUCUGCUUCCGGCUCCGGCAAGUACCAUUGCUCCAACUCCAACAGAAGGAAAAAGCAAGUGAAGACGAUUCGGGUGCCGGUGAUAGGUUCAAAAAUCAAUGAUAUUCCAACGGAUGAGUACUCUUGGAGAAAGUACGGUCAAAAGCCGAUCAAGGGCUCGCCUUACCCAAGGUACUCAAUUUCAAUCCCAGCCGUUGAUUUGGUAUUGAAAUGAAAAAUCGGGAUGCGAUAUGAUCGGACGGUGAGAAUUGAAUCUAACGUUUGCUUAAUUGUUUAUGUUGAACAGGGGAUAUUACAGGUGCAUAACGGUAAAAGGGUGCCCGGCGAGGAAACAAGUGGACCGAGCUCCGAAUGAUCCGAUGACGUUGAUCGUAACGUACUAUUGGGAGCACCGGCACGCGCCGGAGAACAUGGAGUUGGUGUGUGAGACAAAGUGAGUGAAAGUGGGUAAUAGGUCUAGCAAACAGGUUGUGUCUGUCGUGUUCGUGUCAUUUUCGUGUAACACAUGU